Sipha flava (yellow sugarcane aphid) is the source of this 833-nucleotide messenger RNA. RefSeq lists its product as uncharacterized. The transcript is spliced from 2 exons. The record is from RefSeq and is a predicted model, not a curated record. Lineage: Eukaryota; Metazoa; Arthropoda; Insecta; Hemiptera; Aphididae. Bases 93 to 833 code for a protein of 246 amino acids.
CAUCACCUUCACUGUUUACACAAAUAUAUACGAUCCAUGGUAUCCAAUACAGUAAUGUAUUCCCGUCAGUUUUUGCAUUAUUGCCUAAUAAAAUGGAAUCUACUUACUGUCGUUUAUUUGAAGCAUUGAAAUCAAUAAAAACUGGACUAAGCCCGGAAACAAUAAUGGUUGAUUUCGAGAAAGCUACCAUGAAUUCCAUCUCAAAACAUUUUCCAGAUACGAAAAUUCGAGGUUGUUUUUUUCAUUUUACCCAGUCUGUUUGGAGACAUGUUCAGCAAACUGGACUUCAACAACAAUAUAUUGAAGAUUCAGAAUUUGCUCUUCAAAUAAGAAUGAUGACCGCUCUUAGUUUUGUACCAGUAGAUGAUGUUGAACAGGCUUUCAACGAUUUGAUGGACACUAAUUAUUAUACAACACAUGAAGAGCUUUUAACUCCAUUGACAAAUUAUUUUGAAGACACGUGGAUAGGUCGAGUAGACCGCAGAAAUAGAAGAAAACCAGCCUUAUUUCCAAUCAGCCUAUGGAACUGUCAUGCUUACUUAAAAGAAAAUAUUCCGAGAACUAACAAUUCUGUCGAAGGAUGGCAUAAUAGUUUUUCAUCAACAUUAAAUGUGAUUCAUCCAAAUAUUUGGAAGUGUAUUGAGGCGUUCAAAAAUGAAGAAACAUUAAAUAAAAUUCAAAUUGAACAAUGUUUAUUAGGUAAUUCUACAGUAGUGAAAAAAAAAUAUAAGGACUUCGCUGCAAGAUUAAAAACAGUAUGUGAUAGUUAUAGAAAUAUAUUAAUAGAAGAUUAUUUAAGAGGCAUAGCCCAUAAUUUUCAGCUAAAUGUUUAA